AAGGCUUGUGUGCGCAUGCGCGGUUUUCGUCUGCUUCCUACAGAUCACGUGGGGUCAGUCAAGUUUGUUUAAGUACGAACAGAUGAUACCGUCAGAUGGCACCGUCGUCGUGGAUUCCAUUGAAAAUCCAGACUGUCCUUUAGAGACGCACCCGGACACACAGACGAUGUUCAUAAUGCGUGGACCUCUGGGCAACCCUGAGCCCCGCACAUGUCCGCCAGGGACGUACUUCCUGCGUAGCGUGUGCUCCUGUGUCAACGUACCACAUGAUAAGUGUAACUUGCGCCCCUCGCCCCUGGGUUCCGGCUUUUACGAGGAAGACGUGUUCGGGGUGUGGAUCAGACGCCCUUGUGGACCCGGCUCCGCUUUCAGCGCCGCAACGUGCGAAUGUUCAGUCUCAUUGAAUGGGUUUUAAACAUUCAGCGUCGAGUGUCGAAGAUUUUAUAGUACUAGACGUUUUUGAUACAACGAUUCAGACAUAUGAAUGUAAAUCUGUUUGCACUGUGUGUAGGAUUUGUGAAUGAACGACUCGUAUCACUACAUUUAUUUUAAGAAAUGAACUCUUUAUUAACUCAGCUCUGCAUUAAUGCAAUUAAAUAGGGAACGUGCUCUGUGAAGACGGGGGUUAAAUGCAUGUGCGUAAAUUGUCGUCCCAUAUUAGCCUGUGCAGUCCACACAGGCUAAUCAGGGACGACACUUUCCGCUUUUAUGGUAUGUUUCGUUUACAGAAAGUCUGUUCUUAGCAAACAAAUCCAGUAUUGGGGGAAAAUGUCGCCCCCGAUAAGCCUGCCCGGACUGCACAGGCUAAUUUGGGACGACACUUCACGCAAAUUCAUUCAACCCCAUUUUCACAGAGAUUGCUCAAUUAUCCAUGAAUUAUCCAUGUGUGUAAAAUAUGUACAAACUGUGUGCAUCGAUUGUGACAAUAAUUCUUCUUGGAGGUCAACGAUUUGUCACAGAUAUUAAUGUCUCCUCCUGAUCAACGCUUUAAUAUGGAAGUUUGACAAUAAUUAAUUACCAUAUGUCAAUUUGAAAAAGAUAACGUAUUACCACCAGAUUUUAUUUUCUACUUUGAGCAAUGGCCUUAUUUACGGUACAGGCACUUCGGUUACACUAGUAUUUCAAAUGAUUUGAUUCUUUUUAUUCUCCCGACAGUCGUCUUAUGCUAUCAGCUCAUCGAUUGCAAAAUAUACGUUAAACAAGUAUUUGUGAAA
This is a messenger RNA of Dreissena polymorpha, 1214 nucleotides long. RefSeq lists its product as uncharacterized. The record is from RefSeq and is a predicted model, not a curated record. NCBI's taxonomy places the organism in Eukaryota, Metazoa, Mollusca, Bivalvia, Myida, Dreissenidae. The transcript is spliced from 3 exons. Bases 83 to 415 code for a protein of 110 amino acids.